CUAAUUGGAAACAACUUUCAAGGAAAAAAAAAAGAAAUUAACCAACGGCUAUAUUCCCUUGAAAUUUCAAAAAUUGUCUCGGAAGUCUUAACGAAGAAGAAGAAGAAAAGAAAUAAACACCAAUGGCGGAAACGAAGGUCGAGAUCUCAGAUCCAGAAACAGAGUUCUUCGCUUCGAAGAAAGAGACCGGACACGAGUGGGAGCUUUUCAAGGAGAACGUCAGGCCUCUAAAGAGAGGACGCAACGUCCGUCUCCUCAACCACGCUCUCAAAUCUCACUCCGACCACCAGUUAAGGAAGACCCUCGUCGAGAAACGUAGGAAGUUGAUUGAGGAUAUAGAUGAGUACGAUGGUGAUGACCCCCUCUCUCCAUGGAUCAAGUGUGUUCAAUGGGUGCAGGAGGCGUUUCCUCCGGGAGGAGAAUGCUCGGGGCUGUUGGUGAUAUACGAGCAAUGCGUGAGAAAGUUCUGGCACUCGGAGCGGUACAAAGACGAUCUACGUUACCUCAAAAUCUGGCUGGAAUACGCGGAGCAUUGUGCUGAUGCUGAAGUGAUUUAUAAGUUCUUGGAGGUUAAUGACAUUGGAAAGACGCAUGCUUUGUACUACAUAGAUUACGCCUUGCACAUGGAGUUUAAGGGUAAAGUGAAGAGUGCUAACGAGAUUUUCAAUCUCGGAAUCUCUAGAAACGCCAAGCCUGUGGAGAAGUUGAAUGAUGGUUACAAGAAGUUCAUGGUGCGAACUAUGAGAAGGUCCAAAACAGUUGAUGAUGAGCCAAAGGAAAAUGACUUACCGUCAAGAAGCUUUGGGACUAUAUUGUCGAGGGGAGAUAAUAAUAAUAAUAAUACAGGAAGGCAGGCGUUAGGACAACAAGCCAAGAAAACAAAGCUGAAUCACUCAUCCAAGGCACCUUUGGCUGUCUACAAGGACAACACAACGGGGGAUCAGACAGAAAUGGACAAGUCAAAACCAGAGUUUGGUUCUUGGCUUAUGCUUGGAGGCAGAGCAGAGAGGAACAAAGAAAACAAUGCCUUACCUGGAAAAUGGGCAGCAUUCAAGGUUCCUCAGAAACCCAUUGUGAGAACUGCUGCUGCCUCUACUUCCUCCUUUGAGGUUUUUAUAGACGAAGAAGAAUGUACAGAUGAGGGAGUAGAGAAGAAGAAGAGUGAAACCAUCUCACCAUCAUCAUCAAACGUUUUGCCCCUUAAUGAUGGCCGUGAGAUAAAGAAAGAAACAGAGCUGCUGCGACAGAACCCUUUAAGACACUUCCCUCCCAACAGCUACCUACGAUGAUGACAUUCAUCAUCCUUACAACACAAUCAUAAAAAAGACACGAUCUUCUGGAUUUGAGAUUUGAGCUUUUGUCUAUAAAGCUCGUUUUGCUUAUUUGGGUUUGUGUUUUGUGAUGUUCUGAAAUUUUAUGUACCAUCAUAAUGAAUGAGCUUUUCAUGUUUCUUGAAACUUUUGUGUUCUUUAACCGAUUCCAGUUCGUUAGUCUAUAACCAUGUGUACUGGUUGGUAUCAUUAAUUCAUAAUGUUUUAUAUAUUA
Molecule: messenger RNA, 1545 nt
Organism: Raphanus sativus (radish)
Lineage: Eukaryota; Viridiplantae; Streptophyta; Magnoliopsida; Brassicales; Brassicaceae
Product: mitotic spindle checkpoint protein BUBR1
Exons: 11
Coding region: 123-1289 (388 amino acids)
Biological process (GO): mitotic spindle assembly checkpoint signaling; meiotic sister chromatid cohesion, centromeric
Molecular function (GO): protein kinase activity
Source: RefSeq, a predicted model, not a curated record